Choloepus didactylus (southern two-toed sloth) is the source of this 2906-nucleotide messenger RNA. It is a transcript of the gene DOLPP1, whose product is annotated as dolichyldiphosphatase 1. Gene Ontology annotation, cellular component: endoplasmic reticulum membrane; intracellular membrane-bounded organelle. Gene Ontology annotation, molecular function: dolichyldiphosphatase activity. Lineage: Eukaryota; Metazoa; Chordata; Mammalia; Pilosa; Megalonychidae. The coding region runs from base 459 to 1070 and encodes 203 amino acids. The record is from RefSeq and is a predicted model, not a curated record. The transcript is spliced from 8 exons. Gene Ontology annotation, biological process: protein N-linked glycosylation; lipid biosynthetic process.
AGACGGGCGAAAUUGUGAGCCUCUAGUUUGCGCACUCUGCGCUUGCGCGACUGGGCGCUCCCCCGGAUCCUGGGGCGCGGGGCGGGCUGUAAUGGGGCGGUGGUCUUCUGUGAGCGGGAAUGGAUCUCUGGCCUGGACCUUGCCCCUUCUUCCCCGCCCUCUCCGGAUCCAGAGAGUCCGAACUAUCUUCACGGCGUGCAAGGGGAAUGCCUGUUUCCUUCAAACAGUGCUUUGGGGCAGCCUGAAAGAAUUCCCCGUUGCUGGGGGUGUGCAAGCCGAGGCCAGGCAGCUAUUCGAGUAGCUUCGUGGUACCACGCCCUGAGCAGGGCUCCACAGCAGAAGGGACCUGGUGAGGGGGCAGGCAGCCCCAGAGAUCUUGACUUCUGGGACUUGCAAUCAGAUAUUCUCUACAAGUGCUGGGUUUUGCAGGUGAUCUCUCUGGCCGCCUCCUUGCCUACAUGAGCCUCAGCCCCAUAUUCAUCAUCGUUGGUUUUGUGACCCUCGUCAUAUUCAAGCGGGAGCUGCACACGAUCUCGUUCCUUGGGGGCCUGGCACUGAAUGAGGGGGUCAACUGGCUGAUCAAACACGUCAUCCAGGAGCCGCGGCCCUGUGGAGGCCCGCACGUGGCAGUGGGCACUAAGUACGGGAUGCCCUCCAGCCAUUCCCAGUUUAUGUGGUUCUUCUCCGUUUAUUCCUUCCUUUUCCUGUAUUUAAGAAUGCACCAAACGAACAACGCCAGGUUCCUGGACUUGCUGUGGAGGCACGUGCUCUCCCUGGGGCUCCUCACCACGGCCUUUCUAGUCUCCUACAGCAGGGUCUACCUGCUGUACCACACCUGGAGCCAGGUGCUCUAUGGGGGCAUCGCUGGGAGCAUCAUGGCCGUUGCCUGGUUCGUCUUCACCCAGGAGGUCCUCACCCCACUGUUCCCCAGGAUAGCAGCCUGGCCCAUCUCUGAGUUCUUCCUAAUCCGAGACACAAGCCUCAUUCCCAAUGUCCUCUGGUUUGAGUACACAGUGACCCGGGCAGAAGCCAGGAACAGACAACGCAAGCUGGGGACGAAACUGCAGUGACCAGUGGGUGUGGCUGGGUCCAGCCUCCAGGUCUGGCCUGCACAACGCAUUGUAGGGUGGACGGGACAAUGGACAGAGGGAUGAAGCAGAGACUUCUACAGACCCAAGUCACCAAGUGGAGCCUUUUUUUUCUUAUUUUUAUUUUAAUGAACAAGGUGGACCAAAGGGUUGAGCCAGCCCCUCAACCAGGACCCUGGAGGGCCUGCUGCCAGGGGGCCACAAGGCCAGAGACCCUCGCUGUGCUGCUACCAGCCCCUGGUCGGGCAGAAAGUGUCCUUGGCAUAGGCACCAGGGAUGUGGGGUAGAGAAGGAGGGCUUGUGCCUCUGGUCUCGGGGCCAAGAAAUCCAGGUGGUGUGAAAAAUACAUACUAUUUAUUUUUUGGUUUUUGUCAAAGGCAGAAUGGAUCUUGGAGAUGGGGCCAGCAGAAUCUGUUCUGUGGUGGCUGCACAGAGUUGCCCAGGUCAGCUUCUCAGGCCCUUUGCUCUGAGCCCUGGGUUCAGACUGUUCCUCCCUGGGCCUAAGGGGUGGCCUGGGGGGCCAGGAGGAAAGGGGCCACCCCCAUCCCCUCCCUGCCACCAUUGCCGUUCCAGAACCUCGUUCAGUGUUUCCUUGUCUGGGGGUGAGGGCCCAGAGAAAGCAUGCGUCUGGCAGCUGCUAUCAUUGUGUUUUACCCUGUAUUGACCCCAUAUCACAAGGGCUUUCGCUGGUCUUCUGUCCCCAGGACAGUGGUUCCUUUCUGACAAAGAGCCUGCACAUUGUGGGUGAGCAAACCCAAGCUGUUUACAGCUCUUUUUUUUGUCCUGACAUCUAGUAGCAGUUAGUCUUCAUUCCCACUCGAACAAAAUGCAAAAGAACCAGGAGCUGGGGUGAGAAGAGUAGGGCAAUGGGUGCCUGACAUCUCCCUCCCUUCCCUCUGCGUGCUCUGAACAUGUUCUUGUCCUUCCUGACCCAUCUCUGAUGAUCUGGGAACCCUCUCAAGUUCACCCUCGAGCCUGUGUCUGGGGUCUGGGCUCACAGAUCCCCCACGGGCCCAGCUCAGAGGAGGGCUCCUCCUGAAGGGACCUGCUCUCCAUAAGUCACUCUGGAACGGGGUCACGGGAAGGAGAUGCUUCCAGACUUGGGAGUUUCUUGAACUAUACCAGGCCACUCAGGACCUGUGUUUGAAUCCUUUUUUCCCCUCUUUUUUACUUUGUGGAGAUUCCUAAUCUGCUGCUGAAGCACAAUUUUUUGGUGCUUUCUUUUCUCUCAUUUAUUAAAGACAGUGUCCAAAAGCCAUUCCAGAUGCUAGGACCAGGGGCUUAUUUCUGGGGAAGGUAGGUCAGUCCCCACAUUUUCCUCCCCUUCCCUUGUUAUUUUUAUUUUUUACGUUUUUCCUGAGACAAGCCAAGUAGGAGGUGGUUUAAGAAAAUCGAUGAAAUUGUUUACUAUUGUUUUAGAAUAAAAUCUUAAGCUCUGGCAGCUUGAGCACAUGUUGACCUGAGCUCGUGGGAGAAGGCUGGUGAGAACUGUAGGACAGCUGAACCGAGGGGCAAGGAUAUGGUUAAGAUCAUAACAGUUAUCUUCAGCAGCUCCAAGACAUCUAGUCCCCUCCAGCUCCCAAAGGAGUUUGAAUUGGCUCUGUGACACUUCCCACAGGGGUUUGCCCAGCAUCUGGUUCUCUCUCUCCAGUGAGGAGACCUCAGUACCUUACUGAGAUCCAUUAUCUCAUGACCAGACACCUCUCAGCGUCAGGAAGUCUUCCCUUCUUUUCAGUCCCUGGAAAGAAAUCUACCUCCCUGUGUGGUCUUUGCUAGCUCUGGCUCUGCCCUCAAUAAACUUUGUUCUUUCAUUUGACA